AUGGCAACAGCAGGAGGAGUGGCCGCGCAGCCGGAUUCGCCGAGCGUGAAGAACCUGGUGCGGUCGAUUAGCGAACCGGUCAUCGUGACCAGCCCGCGCGGCGUCGCUCGCCUCCCCACGGACCUCAUAGUUGACGAACAGCCGCCCCCGCCCGGGGCCACCGAACCCACGAGCGGCGAGAGCGCGCCUUCGGUGCAGAGCCCCAGCAGGGGCACUAAGCUGCGGGUGCGCGACCUGAAGGAGCAGAUGGAGAAGAAUCGCGACGCGUCGCACCGGGUCAUCCGGCGAAACGAGAGCAUCACACGCCUCAAGGAGGGCGGCAUCAUGAAGGCCCUCCGCGAGCGUUGGAAGGAGCUCGAGGAGAACUCGGCCAGCGGGAACAGCACCGCGACCAAGAAGAACAACACCAUCGAAGGGAGCCCAGCCGCCUCGGAUUCAGCCAAGGCCGAGGCCCCGGGCAGCGAGAAGGCAGCGGAGGGCAAGGGAGAAGCGCCCGGCAGCAGCGGAGGCGAGAAGAAGGAGAUGGAGGAGAUGAAGAAGGAGCAUGAGAACGAGUCAGUGGCGGGGGAGAGGAAGCGACAUGUGGAGCAGGAGCUGGAGGGCAAGGAGCGGAAGACGACGGACGCCGACCGCAAGGCGGAGAGGCAGCGCGAGGAGAAGCUCAAGAACCUCAAGACCAUGGGCACGGAGACCAAGCGCAAGAGCGGCAGCGCCAUCCGCACGAGCCCGACGGCCAAGGAAAAGGCCGCCAAGGCCGAGCUGAAGGAGAAGCGGAAGCUCGAGCGGGAGAAGGAGCGGCAGGCGGAGCGGGAGCGCGGGCUGGCGCAGGUGCGGCAGCUGGAGGAGACCGUGCGGCAGCUCGAGGCCAAGGUGCAGGAGCUCGACGCGCGCAGGGGCGAGCUCGAGGCCGAGAAUACCAAGUCGCUCGAGGAGCGGCAGCAGUUGGAGGCGCGGCUCGGCGCGCUCGACGAGGAGCGGCGGCUGCUGGCGCGCACGCUCGAGGAGGUCGAGGCGCGGGAGAAGCAGGGCAAGGAAAAGGUCAAGGGCGACAAGGCCCGGGCCAAGGAGGAGCGAAAGAAGAAGGUGCAAGACGAGGAGCAGCGGUGGAGGGAGGAGCAGGCCAAGCUUACCGAGCGGCAGCUCGAGGAGGCCAAGCGGACGUGGGAGCAAGAGAGCGAGCGCAGGCGCGAGGAGGAGCGCAAGACGCUCGAGGCGCGGCUCGAAGGCGAGCUGCGGCAGAAGCUGGCCGAGGAGCGGCAGGCGUGGAUGCAGGAGGUCGAGGCGCAGAAGCGGGAGCUGGCCACCCAGCGCGAGGCCAUGGAGGCUGAGCGCCAGAGGGUCGACAGCGAGCGCGCCGCCUUGGAGGAGGCGAAGAAGGGUGGUGGCGAGGGCGGCGGCGCGGCGAGCACCAACGAAGAGGUGCAGACCAAGCUGGAGGAGCUCGAGGAGGAGAAGGAGAAGGUGGAGGAGCUGCGGCAGGAGCUGGAGGAAAAGCGGAAGCUGAUGAAGCAGAAGAAGAAGGAGCUGCUCAAGGCCGAGGACCAGCUCGACGUGGAGCGUGAUCGUCUCGACGCCGAGCGCGACCGCCUCGAGGACGAGCGAAUCGAGCUCGAGGAGGAGAAGGAGGAGCUCGCCAAGGAGCGCACCGAGUUCGAGGAGGAGAAGGAGGAGUUCGAGAAGGAGCGCGCCGAGAGCGAAGACGGAGGCGAGAAGAAGAAGAAAAAGAAGAAGAAGAACAAGGACAAGAAGAAGUCGAAGGGUCUCAAGCUGUUCAAGAUCCGCAAGGGCGCCAAGGUCGAGGGCACUGAGAAGCUGGAAGACGACGACGACGAUGACAGCGGCAGCGGCAGCAACGACGACGGCGGCGAGUCGAAGAGCGGCGAGAUCGAAGAGUGGGAGGAGGCCGUCAAGGAGGGCAACCCCGAUGACGAUGACGACGAGCCCGGCCUCGAUGUCGAACUGGAGUCGGAAGAGGCCGCCAAUGAGGAGGAGGAGGAAGAAGACGGCCUCGAGCUCGAACUGGAAGAUGAGGAAGAGGAGAACCAGGAGGAGAAGGACAAGCCCGAGAGGAACAAGGCCAACAAGAAGAGGCUCAGCACCAUCAUCCUCAAGCAGAAGGAGCAGAGAGCGCUCAAGAGGAACGCCAGCGACGACGCGCUGCCCAGGUCCCGGGGCGGCAGCGGCCAGAUCGGGGCAGCCACGAGCGGCGCCGGCACGUCUGACCAUGACGGCGGCGCUGGCGACACGGGCGAGGGCGGCAUCGCGUGGAUGGAGAGGCUGCUGCGGAAGGACCAGAGCGAGCGGCUGCGGCGGAUGAAGGAGCGGCUGCUGGCCGAGAAGAGCAAGUACUCGACCAUCCACUGA
Acanthamoeba castellanii str. Neff is the source of this 2364-nucleotide messenger RNA. RefSeq lists its product as uncharacterized. The coding region runs from base 1 to 2364 and encodes 787 amino acids. Lineage: Eukaryota; Discosea; Longamoebia; Acanthamoebidae. The transcript is spliced from 2 exons. The record is from RefSeq and is a predicted model, not a curated record.